Molecule: messenger RNA, 7671 nt
Organism: Spirometra erinaceieuropaei
Lineage: Eukaryota; Metazoa; Platyhelminthes; Cestoda; Diphyllobothriidea; Diphyllobothriidae
Source: the annotation of a GenBank genome assembly
AUGAUAUUGCGACGCAGUCUGUGCGACAAUACACAAAGCUGCCGGCCACACAGUCCUUAUACUAACGGACGAAAUUUUAUUCCAUCAGAAAUUGUUAUAAGUAUUUUUUUGCUGGUAAUAAUUUUACAAAUUACUUUACCUUAGAUCUCAGGUAAAUAUUUUCCAAGCUUUCGUCAAGAAUAAAGUGGAGUACAUCUCGUUUUUAUGUGUUGUAAGACUGGAGGGACGUUUUAUAGGUGCUCAUUGCGUUGGUGAACAUUCCGGCCGACCGGGUAGAUAGCCUGAUGGGAUAGGCAUUGGUGUACGGUGCUGAUUUAGAAUAUGUAUAGGAUUGGACGACCAGAAAUAAAGGCGUAUCAGUGACGACUUGGCUUCUUGUUCUGCCGUUUUUCGUCUUUUUCUCCUGGAGCAGCUCUAGCUCACUUACUCUUUAUAGACCAUCGGUCAUCGAGCUUCGUGCCAGACCACGGUGUCAGUCAUCAGUAUCUGUCCCUCACAAUGAGAAGGGGUGUUGGAGUUGGUGCAAUUAAAAACAGAUCAAUUGCCCAAUCGCGCUUCAAGGAGAAGAAGAAUGAGAUGGAGGAAUUUGAAGCAGCGGUCUUGUCGAGACAGUUGGAGGAAUUAAAAUCCUCACUGGAGGAGUUUGCUUCUAAAUACCAAUCGAAAAUUCGACAAGAUAAGCAGUUUCGAGCCCAGUUUCAGUCAAUGUGCGCGAACAUUGGCGUCGACCCUCUGGCCUCGAGCAAUGGAUACUGGUCAAAGAUCCUUGGAAUUGGCGAUUUUUAUUACCAUUUGGGCGUUCGCAUUAUUGAGGUGAGUUGUAGUCCUCGUGUCAGUCACCGAGAUUCUCUUGAUAGAUUUUCACUAUUGUUUUACGUUUAGAUACGUUUGACCAGUAGGCCAUUUUCCCUCACACGCAAUGUAAUCAGAAUCGUUUGGAUCUGCGUGCUCAAACAGCUAGCGGACUAGCUUGUCAAUGGUUUUGACGGAUUAAAUCAGGCUGUAGAAUCCUUCUGAGAUCUCAAUCCUGAAACCACGUUCAGUUUGACCAAAUCAGGCUAUGACAUCCCAGCGAAGUCGUUCAUUAUAGUUAAAACUGUUACAGCUAUCUUGACUCAGGUGGUAUUGUUGGAUAUUUUAACAGAUUCGUGCCUUUAACCGCUCCAUAAGGACCAGGACAAAACAGUUCGAAAGGCUUUACACCAAGCCUUAACCUUUUUGCUAGGUUGUUCUGUUUUACAGCUGUCUCAAGGAAAUACCAUCACUGAGUUAACCUACCUGAUCUGCAUGGGCUUUGCUCUUCGUUGUGAGUAGCAGUACAAUCGGUCAAUGAAUACUGGCACUUUUCCAGACGGUUAGCAUAGUCUUGAACGUGUUUAGAACUGCUUAGUUGCAUUAGUAGGUGAAACAGCGUUAAAAAUGACUGACCCCUACUACAGAAUUACUGGUAAACUUAGGGAGCACACAAACCGACGGUCACUUUACCCUGCCACCCACACAGCAUGGAAUGUGUAUAGAGGUUGUAGGCAACGAUAGCAGGAAGCGGCACUCCUAAGUGUCUUCUCUUUUUUUUAAAAAAAUGUGCCCUAUUUUCAUUCUCCAAGGAACGAAUGUGUGAUGUCAUAUCCGAACCCGUUUGCAAGCAGACACUCUUUUAUAUUGCCCCAAGGAGACGCAUUACCCGUCUUCUUCCUGCUCCGAUCGCGUUUACUCGUGCGGCUACCACGAGGAAGGGGACUUUUGAGUCAAAUAAGAGGAUUUAACUGACAGCUCACAGAAUACUUAUUAACUUUUAAAUCUAUUGAGUUUCGAUUGAUCUCGGUUCAAUACCCAGAUGCUGACCUUAAUACUCGGAAGUGCCAGUUUGCAAACUUAAGUUUUUUCCUUGGCUAAAACCGAAAGUUCCAGUGGAUCUACACAGUGGCAGUGCAGGUUUUCUACCUUGCUCUUCCUUGAAAAGUUACAGUCAUCGUCUAUCCCAUAGCAACAUACACCGCAGAAUCGAAUUGCGUGGAGCGGUGGUAAGGUUUAAUGUGUCCGAGCAUUUCUCUCAUUUACUUUUCUACAUAUUGCUGUUUGACGUCAGCCCCCCAACCCCAAGCGUCGCACUCUAUGAACUAUUUGUCUAGCAAAAGACCUGAUCCGGCUAAUAGGAGGGAGAACGCUGUGGUGUACGUAGGCAGGGGCUCCAUACAGGUCGGCCACUGCACUCAGUCUCAUUGCCAGCCGUCUUGACUAAACCUGGCCACUGGAUCAUUUUAACGCAAUUUCCACGCAGUUUGCUGUCAUCAAGUCUCUUCUAACAGCUGCGCCACUUCUGCCUCAAUAUCAACCGUCUGCUCUGCGGAGAAGUCGACAUGGAACCUCGUAAAUGGACGAAACAUAUUCGGCUCAUUUUCCCACUAAGUCAAAGUCGUGACACAUGGCAAGACUUGGCAGCCGUCUAAAAUAUCUGACCAACUCUAGCCAAACUGAGGAAAUUGCAGUGAGCAGGACUGGUCACUUUAGCAUGGUACCUGUAAUGUGCGAACUGUUGAAAACGUUGGAAUCUUGGAGUGUCCCAGCUGCUGAGAAAAGCCUCGGUCGACGGCAUAUAGCGGUUCGACUAAGUCUACUUACAGCGCCACAAUCAGGCCAUGUCCCCAUCAGAGAGAUAAGAUGGAAGGAGCCGAAAUGAGAGGUUUAUUGUGUAUAUAAUUCUGACUUCCUGUCUCAGAGUUAUGGGCUAAAAGCCCUCUCAGGAAUAGCGGUUAUAGUCUCCCUUGUCAAAAACAUUUUUUGCUAUUGACUAACUAUCGUCACGCACAUGAAAUAGACAAAGGCUAGAAGAAGGAUGGUCUAGCACCAUAACAUUUUGUUUAUUGUUCUGAGCUUUCGAACUUGUAUAGGAGCCGAUCGUCAGAGAUAGUAGCAGCAACAGAAAAAGCGACAAUUAUAGGGUGUGUAAGCCAAUCAUCGACCGACGGCGCAAGACUGGAGGUGACUGCGCAUGGCUCCGAUGUUCAGGUGCUCGACCAUCCUUCUUCUUCACUUAUGCUUACACCUGGAACUCGAGCUUUCACCUUCUUUUGACAAAAACUAGAGUAAAGAUUCUAGCAAGGAGGAAAGGGGAAUCGACUAAACGACGCACCAGGGGCAAAAGGGGCCUUCAGCCACAAGCGAGAUAAGUUUUUUUAAAAUCAGGAAGUGCUUUAGGUUUUCCACAAUCAUUGCUUUAGGAAUCUCCUAUUUUAACUUUGGUGCUCCGAGACCCUUGUCAAGAGUGCGGAGACAACUUUGCAAACCACCACUUCGAUGUUUUUUGUGGCAAACUAGAAACCCUCUUCAUUCUCGGGGGCACACUGCCGUAGUCCAAAGCCUCGGCAAUAUAAGGACUUUCAUAUUCCUCACUCACGCCAGACUACGUCAAGACGACCGGAUGUGAGCUCGGGCGUGGUGGCUGUUAAGGCUUAACGGCCUGUCUACGCGUGUGGCAGACGACUUGUUCCUCGCAACAUGUGCCUGGCCUUCGUGAGAGUGGCUUGAAUCUCACAUGCGUGAGAAUGCCAAAGAAGCCACAUUAGGAGGGAUUCCUUGCACCCUGAUUCGCAGCCCUGAGAGGCACCGAGUUACCCCGUCAGCUAACGACCAAGCCAUGACUUAGUGUGUCGUGAUACAUUUAAGCGCAUCAGAUUUAUUAUGAUGAAGGAUGCGCUGAUAUGCCAUGGGGGUGGGUUCGCAGUGUCGGUCUCACCCCCUCUUCCUCCUCAUUCAUCAGUAGAUCGUCAGAUCUUGUCAACCAACUAGUGUUUGGAUAAAGUACAGUAGCUGAAGCGGCGUGAAGGCAUACGUCUAGGCGUGCCACCACAUCUCGCCUAUGUACGGCAGUAUUUAUGGGCUCGCGCGUACUCCGCGCAGCCUGACUGGCGCGUACCAUGAGACAAUCUGGCUCCUCUUCCGGUCCGACUCAUUUAAAGCGCGGCCCAUUGUGGGAGGCAAGAACCCCACGCACACUCAGGAGAGAAAGCGUGUCCUUUACGUCGGCUAUUUAUAUAUUCGUGCUGGAGAUUGUGUACGUGCCGAAUGGCUCACCCCAGAACCCGGAUUCGCAAGCGCUAGACCUAUUAAUCCACACAUCCCAACUCCACAGUCUCUACUAACUUUGGCAGGGUUGUGGGAGUCGGAAGGACAUCAAUGGAGCCACAACGACCAGAACGAGGUGAUAACAUCACCCCUGCAACUACUAUUCGGCACAGUCAGGCCAUUGUUGUUGAUACUGUCACAGUGGACACAACCCCGAUCGCCAACAGUUGGGGCAGCCGCCAGGAAACUUCCACAACAGGCGUGAUGGACAAUCUUAGCUAUUCUUUAAAUUGCUGCUACACGAUGUACGCGCAGCUCACGGCAGUGGACAUGAAGCCCCACUAUUUGAUACGUCUGAGGGGGAAUAAACAUAUUCUUACGGCGUCAUGCGUCUGCCUAACCACUUAGGACUGUUAGUUUUAUUCAAGGAAGACCGCCUGGAGGCGACAGCGUACAGGAGCCUUAGGCGGUGCAGUACACAGAAAAUUCGCAGCACUUUCUCAUUCGGACGACUACGCGGUAGCGUCCUAAUUAUAUGGUUCGAGUUGUCCGCACCACUCGCCAGUACGGAGGGAACUUUCGAAGGCGGAAUAUUAUGGGCCCACCAUACUUAGACGUGGAAUGAGGAGGUUGAGUCAAAGAAUCCGCCCUGGGAAAAGUAAUUCCCAAAAUCUGUCGCGACCAAACAAAAAAUACUUCAAGUAGACCUGUUAUGUGUUGUCGCGGACGCGCGGCAAUGGUAGAUGGGUCCUACGUGAAAGGCCAGUUCUCGUUAAACCCGUCACUGGUACACAUUUUAAGGGACGGGUCCUUGUGAAGGAUGAUAACCGCAUAGACAACGAGCUACUUUGACUGUUUCCCCAUGACUUGGAUCCACUGGGAGUUGUAAUUCUUGCCCAACAACCUGACUGCCGGCGUGGCUACUCGGGGGGACAGCAUCUUGAGAGCCGAUUUUAGCAGAGGCUGGCGCCCCAUCAUUAUCCACAACAGAAACUAAGCUCCGAUAAUUUGCGACGCUGAGAAGGCUGUUUGCAGGCACCAUAGUUUUGUUCACCCGAUAUUGAUCUCUUGCUACGUUCGUGUUAUUUAGGGCCAAUCUCAUCUAGACCCCUUGUGUAAAUAGACGUCUAGAAUCUUUCCAGCCCUCAGUUCGUUUCUUUGGUAGAAAACACGAGUCACCACUUGAAGCUAUUCUUUUCCCCACAAUAAUUAACACUUCUUAUAUACCCUGAGUUUAGGUUUGCAUGGCGAACCAGCGGCAGACAGGCGGUCUCAUGCCACUCUCUGAGCUCAUCGAAGUUGUGAACAAGACGAGGAGCUCACGGCAGGCUGAAGCCAGUCAGGAUGAUGUAGUCAGGGCAAUCAAGAAGUUGCGUUGCCUGGGCAGCGGGUUCACACUGAUUGAUUUACCUGGUUCUGGACAACUUGUUCAGUCAGUCCCCGGCGAAAUGAGCAUGGAUCAGACCAAGGUACUCGGCCUUGCCGAGUCCAACGGUGGCAGUGUCUCCGUACAUAGAUGUGUUAAGCAGUAAGUUUUAGAAAACCCAUAAACUCUACUACAUGUACGUUAUGUUUCAUCGGGCCUAAUUUUCAACAAGACAGUAUUCGAUCAUUGACUUAUCUCAUGAACUGUUAACCGAAAUUCUGAAAUGCGUAUGCUAUUAGGAAGGAUUACUUAAGUGGGGUUGUUAUAUUGAUUGUCUUGGUAUUUAAAUACGCCUCUUUCUGGGCGGCUGCAAUUACCACACUCGGUAAUAAACGACUACUUAAGUGGUAUGCAUUUCUUCUACUGAAUUUCAAUACCUUUGUAAAUUCAGAUACAUUUUGUAACAAACAUGCAUAAAAUACUUUUUCAUGUACUCAUUUGAUAACAGACCACGUCUUCUUUAGAUUUCUUACUCGAAGAAAGGGUAUCUUUCUGUCUUAAAAAGUUUUUCAGACCCAGAAAAAUUUUGAGCCAGAUAUGCCGUUGCACUUGCGUUUAAGGUCUUUAGUCUACUAGCUGCAUACUUUCCAUGUAAGGAAAAACAUGCACUCCUCUGUGCUAUUAAGCAGAAACUAUAUGUGGUUCAUAAAAUUUUGCAACUUAUGUGGACUUUAUUGUAUGCUUAAUCAGAUCAGAUCAGAUUAGAUUUAUUAAGGGAAAGGUAGGCGAGCGCCUUUGAACUCCCUUUUGGUUACAAUAACGUCAUAAUGAGGAACACUAUUAGACAGACAGAUAAGAGGCUAUUUAAAUGGACAUUCUACGAUCUUAAAAAUCUCAUAAUUAUAAACUUUUUUUAAAACCGAGGGAUACCCUUCCUUCGGGUAUCAACUUUAAAGAAGGCAUGAUUAGCUAUUAAAGGAGUGCAAGAAAGAAUAUUUUUACGCGUGUUAGGACGGCCCAUCCGCACCGUUCCUGUCGUCCGGCGGUCAUGCCUGACAAAGAGCCGAAAACCCGCAAAUCAGUCUCGCCAAGCAAGCCCGCGUGCGAGCCAGCAAUUAGCACACGGCUGAGUUGCGCGCGACCUUCAGGGGGUCACCAACACGCGAGAGUCUGCCCAUGCGGGCGCACAGGCCUGUACCAGUAGGAACACGCAAAGCAGACAUGAGCAGACCCCCUAAAUAUGAAGCCACGGGCAGAAGGAUUGAGAGUUGAGGUACACAGGGUAACCGUCACAGUAAAGCUGUUCUCUGCUAUCCUGCCUGUCUUCUAUUCCGCAGAGAACUGGCGUCGUACUGCUGAGCGAUAUAACAAUGUGUUUUCUGCAAAAUAUAUCUGAAUUUAUAAGGGCGCCUAAAUUCAGUAGAAAGGUGCGUUCUACUUAAGUAGUCAGUUCUAUCAUGCUCGUUAACCUUAGGCGGCCGGAAAAAGGUGCAUUUAAAUGCCAACAUCCUGGAGUGUCUGGAAUAUUACAACAUUAUGCCUCAGGAUGAUCAACAUUACAACCCCACCUAAGUAAUCUUUCCUAAUUGGAUACAGAUUUCAGAAUUUCGAUUUACAUUUCCUGAGAUUCGUCGCUGAUUAUAUUCGAAACACAAUAGAAAGGCGGCCUAGUUGUACAGUACGGGAUACUAUAUCUAUUUCCUGGAUUUAUUUGAUGCAGAAAACACUGGAAGAAGCAGCUGUGUUACAGAAAACACAAACGAACCUCAGCGUUGCACCAUAUGAACGGCGCAGUCCUCCACUGCGCGGCCAGUCAGUAGGCGUUUUUGUCUGUACAUACACAGACGCAACUUCUUUUUGGUGCACUUUUCGAAACCUAUCGUUUCUCUUAGAUUUUUCUCCAAUCUGAAGGGCAUGUAGCGCAGACAACCCACUUUGACAUCGUUCGCUCACCGAGACCCGUUAAAUCUUCCUCCACCGCUACUUCAACGAUCAGGCGGAGUUUCUGUCAUACCUAGCCGACCGAUGUUAUUGCAUCCCCGCUUGUUUCCCGAAAGAGCACGACCGACAACUUAUGAGGCAUUUUAAUGCUUAUCAAUUUCAGGUUCAGUUGGACUGAAGAGCGGGCUCUGGCGGCACUGAACUAUUUGCUCCAGGAAGGUAUGGCUUGGAUCGAUGAUGACAAUGGAUCUGGGAGUAACACCUACUGGUUUCCCAGUCUAUUUAAAGUUACAUCCAAAUGA